Cuscuta epithymum is the source of this 2348-nucleotide messenger RNA. The record is from the annotation of a GenBank genome assembly. Lineage: Eukaryota; Viridiplantae; Streptophyta; Magnoliopsida; Solanales; Convolvulaceae.
AUCCAACCACCGAUCCAAAUUACAUCCACUAGUUGAGAAACGACCGGCCUCUCAGCCUUCUCCAUCUCGGGCCGCCUCCUCCAUCACCACCGGCACACUUUACUGUAAGAGCUUAUCUCCAUCGACUAUUAUCCCAUCCCGCCCCGCGCGCCUAUAUAACCAUCGGUUCAAGCUCGAAGUUACUGGAAGUAAAAGAAUAUUGAAAUUGGAAUAGUAGGACAGAAACACUAUGGAAGGUCUGACCAAGGAAAAUGCUGAAAAAACUUCUCAAGAAAAUGGGGUUACUUCCACCUAUGAAGUUGCUAUGGAAAAACUUUCAUCUCUCAUUACCCAGAAAAAGCGUGAUGGUACAUCACCAAUCAGCGACCUUGAGAAACGGGACAGGAUGUUGAAGUAUAUUGAGAUUUUGGGCUUAGAAAAGCACAUAGGUGAUCUUAAAAUUAUACAUGUUGCUGGAACCAAAGGAAAGGGUUCGACAUGUGCAUUCUGUGAUGCAAUUUUGCGGGAGUGUGGCUUCAGAACUGGUCUUUUUACUUCUCCUCACUUAAUUGAUGUGAGAGAGCGAUUUCGUCUUGAUGGGCUGGACAUAUCGGAGGAAAAGUUUCUGCAGUAUUUUUGGGAGUGUUGGAACCAACUGAAAGAUAACAUUAUAGAAGGCUUACCUAUGCCCCUUCUAUUCCAGUUCUUUACUCUAUUGGCUUUCAAAAUUUUUGCAUCAGAGAAGGUUGAUGUUGCUAUCAUUGAAGUUGGAAUUGGAGGAACCUUUGACUCAACAAAUGUGAUAAAAAACCCUGUUGUUUGUGGCAUUACUUCUCUGGGAAUGGAUCAUAUGGAAAUAUUGGGACAUACGCUAGGCAUGAUUGCUUCUCAGAAAGCAGGCAUUCUAAAGCCUCAAGUUCCUGCUUUCACAGUACCUCAAUCUCCGGAAGCAAUGGAUGUUCUUUAUGACAGUGCAAAUAAAUUGAUGGUUCCGCUGAAAGUAGUCGCUCCGCUUGACCAUAAGAUGUUAAAAGAUGGAAAGCUGAGCUUGUCAGGUGAUCACCAGUUCACAAAUGCUGCCCUCGCCAUAUCAAUUUGUAAAAGCUGGUUAAAAACUACAGGAUUGUGGCAGCCUAAAAAUGAUGACUGGGAAGAGACUUUGCCCGACGCUUUUGUCACUGGCCUUUCAAGAGCACAUCUUUCAGGUAGAGCUCAGAUUGUUCAUGAUGACUCUAUAAUAAGUACAUCUGGAAUAAAUAAAAGUUACCCUGGAGGUUUAUUAUUCUACUUGGAUGGAGCUCACAGUCCUGAGAGUAUGGAAGCCUGUGCCAGAUGGUUUUCUACUGCUGUGUUAGAAAAUAAAAACUUAUCCCUUGCAUCGUCCUGCUUUAAAAAUCAAACUCCAAAAAGAGUUGGGUUUGAUGGUUGCAUUCCACCUGGCGACAGUCAAGAAUCCUUCAAAACAUCAAAGAAGAUUCUUCUGUUUAAUUGUAUGGAUGUACGAGAUCCACAAAUUCUUCUUUCACGAUUGGUCAAUACAUGUGCUUCAUCAGGGACUCACUUUUCAAAAGCUAUUUUCGUACCAAGUAUGUCCGCAUAUGACAAGGUCACUUCUGGGACCUCUAGUAUUCCGUCAAACCUUCCUCAAAAAGAUCUGUCAUGGCAAUUCAAUCUUCAAAGAGUAUGGGGAAGUAUUCAUUGUGGAAAAGAUGUUCAUUUUCUUGACCAUAACCUGCAUAUGGCUACCUCUGGAAAUGUGCCUCCAUGCAAGUUUCUUUUUGAGGAUGCUUCCUCUUGCAGUGAAGGAGAUGGAAAUGGUAUUGGCAGUAGUGCUGUAUUUCCUUCACUACCAUCUGCAAUACAUUGGUUGAGGAAUUGUGUCAAGGAAAACCCUUAUUCUAGGAUUCAGGUUCUUGUCACAGGUUCAUUACAUCUGGUUGGAGAUGUAUUGAGGCUAUUAAAGAAGUGAAGUAAAAAUAACAAGAAUUCCUUACACAAUGGGGAAGCAAAUAAUUGUUGCAAAACGUAUACGUACAUGCAUGCGGCAUGCCUUACCUUGCCUAAGCAAUUUCACCCCGUACAUCAUGUGCAGCUCAUACUACAGCAUGUAUUUUGCUGUUAAAUUAAAGCAUUUUGGCUAUUUUAUAGGUUAAAUACAUGAAUUGCAAAUUUAAUGAUAGACAUUCCUAUGUGAUAUGCAGUCUUGGUAUAGGGCUGUUGCCAUGUCUCCAUUUAAAUGUACCAAAAAGCGUCCUUGAUUACUCGAGUUUGGGUUAUACAAAAGUUCUUUUAAUUUUGGUUAGAUAAAUUAUACUUCGGUACUUGAUGUUUGGACGUAUUUGGUAACAUAAAAUGGUACUCGUACAAAU